This is a messenger RNA of Dentiscutata erythropus, 222 nucleotides long. The record is from the annotation of a GenBank genome assembly. Lineage: Eukaryota; Fungi; Glomeromycota; Glomeromycetes; Diversisporales; Gigasporaceae.
AUGUUACUUGUUCUAACAGUCUGUAUAAAUGUAAAUGGUGAUAUAGAAACUCUUUCAAAUCUAAUCACACCACUUGGAGAUGGCGUUAGUUACAUUAAUACUAUAAUUCCUACUGGAGUGAGUAGUAUGUUAGUUGUACAAGAGGCAGAGCACCAAUUAAAACUUGGUAUUAGUGGUAUGGUAGCAAGUUUUGCUGUAGGUAACGUUGAUCAAAGCCUUUGA